Molecule: messenger RNA, 546 nt
Organism: Vicia faba (fava bean)
Lineage: Eukaryota; Viridiplantae; Streptophyta; Magnoliopsida; Fabales; Fabaceae
Source: the annotation of a GenBank genome assembly
AUAAUCUUUGGGUCUACUGGAGCUACCCACUUCGAUCAAUUAGCCAAGAUUUUGACCAGAUACGAAAUAACUGGUGCUCGAUCUAGUGGUCUUUUUAUGGGGAUUCUAUCUAUAGUUGUAGGAUCCCUAUUCAAGAUCACUGCAGUUCCUUUUCGGGCGGUUAUAGAACGAACGACCGCUUAUAGGUGUCAAGUGCAAAAAACACAGUUGAAUCACGCAACGCAUGCUGCUGGUGUGCUUCCUGCCCGCGAGGAAAGAAGAGCGACAAGGUUUAGUUCAGAUUUGACUGUUUGCAGCAUGGGAGCGGAUUACCCCAAAAAUCCUUGGGAACAAUUUAAAAAAAUAUAUCUCGGUAACAAAAACAAUAGGGGGUUGUAUUGGCGAGAUCCAAUGGUGAACAGCUGUCCAAAACAAAAACCGCCUGGAAGUCCGAGGACCUUUAGUACCGUACCCUACCCCCGAACCAGCAGCCUUUGCGCCAAGCAAGACCGCCCUUGUCCUUUCUCCAUUCUGCCUCCUUCUUUGCUUUGUUCCAAUAUAGUCUAA